UAGUUUUCUGUCUGUGCUAGCUGGCAACACUGGCUCUGCCGCCGACGGCAAGUUUUCCCUCAUAUUUGUUGCGAAUUGUUAUAAAAAUCGAUCGCAGAUUUUUCCGUAUGCGAAUGCGAUAGAUAAAGUGGCACAAAAUCUUUAACCAACAACAACAAAAGCAACAUGCUUAAUUCUACAGUAUGUGUGUUUCAUUGCCAAAGCAACGUUUACGCUAACAUACUCUCCCCAGAGAGCAGAUAAAUACAAAAUACACAUAAUAAAAAUCAAAACCAAACAUCAAAUAGCAAAUUACAAACAAAAUCUAACACCACAACAACAACCACAAAAUAUCGAAAGUAAAGAAACGAGACGAAAGAGAGCUCUUCAUUAUUUGUGUAUCCGUGUGUGUCGUCUCUCUCGCGUGUGUGUCCGUGCCUAUACCGUUGUGUGUGUGUGUGAGAGAGUAUUGCUGUGUGCGUGCAGCAGAAUCAAUAAUAAAAAAUAAAAAUCCAAAAUAAAAAGAGCAGAAAAAGCAGCAAGCAAAUGUGCAAAAUACUACAGAGUAUCAAAAUCAACAACAAAUAACAACACAUCGGAUAAAUAACAAUAAUAGCAAUACACUAUAAGCAAACAACGUUGAGAAAAUGAGGUGCUGCUGCUGUGCGAAGAAAACAAGCCAAGAACUAUGACGCAUCAAAAUCAUCAGACAAACGGCGCAAGUUUGGAGGAUUGCCACACAAACUUUUAUGCCUUGACUGAUUUAUGUGGAAUAAAGUGGCGGAAGUUCGUUAACGGGGAGCGACCGAACGCAUCGAGCGAUCCUUUGGCGGACCCGAUCCUGCGCUCAUAUUCGCGAUGCAUCCAGGCGGACAUGCUGUGCGUGUGGAGGAGGGUCCAAUCCACGAAGACGGACCACGCCGACCCGAAUGCCUUAACCUUCGAGAUGACCACGUCGACCAAGGUCCACCCGCCCCUUUCGCUGGCCGCCGCCAAGGAGCUAUGGAUCUUCUGGUACGGCGAGGAGCCCGAUCUCAGUGAACUGGUCGAUGCCGAGCUGCUCCGAGUAGCGGCCAACCAAGCGCUUUGGAAUGGCACCUGGAAAGGAGCUCUCACCUACGAGUGCCGGUCGCUGCUCUUUAAGGCGCUGCACAAUCUCAUGGAGAGAUUCGUGCUUACCAAGGACAUUGUGCGCUUUGGAAAAUGGUUUGUGCAGCCCUGCACCUCCAGCGAUCGCCUCUUUGGACGCAGCUCCCAGCACUUGUCCUUCUCAUUUACGUUCUUUGUGCACGGCGACACCGUUUGUGCCUCCAUAGAUUUGCGCGAGCAUCCCGCCGUGCGUCCGCUGACCAAGGAGCACUUGACCGAAGCGGCGGCAGCCUUUGCAGCGGCCAGUUCUCCGCCAGGAUCAAAUGGAUCUGCGGCGUCAGCAGGGGGAGCUGUGCCUAAUCCUGGUCAGGAUCCAAAUGGAGCCAGCAUGGAUGGACUGGACGGCGGAGAGGGAGCGGCCAAGGCAGCGCCACCUCCGCACGCGCGAAAGGUUAUGCUGGCGCCCUUUGGAAUUGCUGGCAUACUUACCGGCAAUAGCUAUAAGGCCAGCGAUCCCAUAGCCGAGAAGAUCCUUGAGGAUUGGGCCUCGUUUUUUCCGCUGUGCAAUAAGGAUAACACGGAUGUGCCACCCGUGGUGGAAGUGGUGUCGGGUGGUCAUAAGAUGUAUCAUCCCACGAACUACGUACUAGUCACAGACCUGGACGACAUGGAGCACAUGGAAUUCGUCGAGAUGCAGAAGAUGCAAAGCUCAGUGGCCGGAGCGGCGGCCGAGUCAGCUGUUCUGGCCUCGCUUUCCUGCCCACCGGGAGCAGCAUCUGCUCCUUCAUCGAUGGGAGCAGCUCCAUCUGCAACAGCGGUUCCCUUGGGUCCAGCUUCCCUCAAUGCGCCAGCUUUAGCAGGAGCAGGUGUCGGAGCCACCGCAUCUUCCGCCGCCAAAGAGAUAUCCCGCAAGGCAGCUCCACAAGCGGUUAGCGCCCUGGAACGUCUCGCCUUCCAGCCCUACUACGAUCAACGGCCCACCUCGGGCUUCACCUUCAAUACCAACAAUACUCACAUACCCGCCUCGGCAGCCGUGGAAAUGCCGGAACGAACCUGGCAGGAUUGCGUGAUGAACACGCUCCAUGUGGAUGCAGCGGCGGCGGCAGCAGCAGUUGCUUCGUCUACGCCCGCCUCGGGAACUGGGUCAUUAUCCGCGGAUGGGGACGAGAAUGAGCAGAAUAAACCGCCACAGGACUCCAAGCAACUGGUGCAGCAGCAGAUCCAGCAGCAACAGCAACGCCAAAAGCUCUGGAACUUUGUGGAUCCCAUGCAAAAGGCACCCUGCAUAUGCACCAAACAUCUGGGAAACACACCUCAUGGAACACCACACGGCGGCGCUUCAACGUACUCCCGCAACUCCUUGGGCGGCGAUUCCUCGAUGCCGGUGGCCUCCGUGGAAUCACCGGCAACGCCGGCUCCCUCUCCGCAUCCGAAUUCGGCGCACUCGCAACCGACAUCCGUGCCGCCCGCUGAGCAACUGCUCAAUAUGAGUCCUCAUGCGCCAACUUCCGUUUCCAAUCUCCAACAGCCGCCGACGCCUAUCGACCACCUGCUGGACAAGAAUACACCGGCGCCAACGCCAACGGACCAGCACGACAGCAAGAGCAUUACGGCCUCGCCCUAUGUUCAUCAGACGCCAAGCGUGGAGCCGCCCUCGUAUACGGAUCAUGCGGCCGGCGGAGGGCCAGCUGGUGGGCAGGGCCUUGGUACGGGUCCAGGUAGUGUGCCCGCCCAGCAACCGGCUACGCCCACAGCAGCAACGUCAGCUGGUGGCGCCGGAUCUGGCGGACCUUCAAAUGCAAUUGGAGCAAAUGCGGUUGGUACUAUAAGUGUCAAGAAGCUUGAGAUGCAGCAGCAGACUCCAUCGGCAGCUAUGGCCAUCAAGCAGGAGCCUGGUGCUCAAGGUCGGGGGGUUGGAGGUGUUACCUCCACCACGGAGGCCUUGAACAACUUUAAGCGACUGUACAACCCGCCAAAGCUGACGUUAAAGGAUCCGGACAGCUUCUACGACGAGGAGUGGCUCAAGGAGGUCAUCUAUGACUUUCAGUACCAGGAAUACUGGGACUAUAGCACGGUGAAACGUCCGAAGAUGGAAAAGCAACGGAGACCUAGGUAUGCCAAGAACCUUUACGAAGGACAAAACCACGUGAAGCCCGUGAUGCCUUCGCCAGGAUCCGUUUAUGGCUCACAGUUGCUUUCCUUGGAUGAGUCAGCGAGCCAAGCAGGAGGGAGAGGCGGUGGAGGACAGGCGGCGGGCAGCUCCGGCGGUGGUCUAGUGGGCAUUGCCAACAGUACUGCCAGUGGCAGUGAUGUAGAAGCUGAUGGUAGCAGCUUCUUCCAGGGACUGAACAUUAAGACAGAGCCUGGAUUGCAUUCCCCUUCUUGCAAGGAAACGUCGAAAUCCUCGGGCGGCAACAGCAGCGGUGGAGGAAGUGGUAGCGGUGGUAAUCUCUUCACAGCUGAAGGCUUGAAUCCCUCGCUCAACGAUCUGGAGCAGUUGUUUGAGACAAGCUCGAACGACGAGUGCAGCAGUGUGCAAAUCCACACGCCACCCGAUUCUAACAACCCCUCGAAUGGCGGCUGCAGUGCUGUGACCAAUACGAUCGAAGACCUCAAACGGAGCACAGCGGUGGCCAGUGCUGCCGUAGCAGCGGCAGCAGCAGCUGCGGCCUCGGGCGCGGGCAAUAUCCAGGCGGAGGAUCUUACCAAGAUGUUUCCCACACCACCGUCUCACGAGCAGCAGCACCCGAACUCGAGUCCCUGUCAAACGGACGUGGUUAUGACGGAUCUCAGUGUGGACACCACCACAACCAUUAUAACCAGUAGUAUCACCACUACUUGCAAUACCACUAUCACGAGUAGUAUCAACACCACCACAACAGCCUGUAGCAACCCAAGCAACAGUAUUAUGCUGGCUGCCGCACAAGCUCCCGUCACCGUGGUGGCCAUCCAGACUGUCUCCAAAAUGGUAAAGCAGGAGUAUAACCUGGAGCUGGGUAGUCCUAUGGAAGAGCCCAUUAAUGACUGGGAUUAUGUGUACCGACCUCCGCAACAGGAGAAGUUUGUGGGCUCGACGCGAUAUGCUCCAUUGACCAACCUGCCCAGUCAGACACAGCCGCCGCUGACUCUGCCUACGGGAUGCUUUUAUCAACCCACCUGGAGUAGUCACAAAUCAAGAGCAGCAACUUUGGCUAAAGCAGCGGCAGCUCAACAGCAGCAGCAUCAGAAACAUCAGGCCCUUCAGCAGCGCAUCCAAUUGCAUCAGCAGAAACUACAGCAGCUCCAGCUUCAGAAUCAGCAGCAACAACAAGCGGCAGCCGCAGCAGCAGCGGCGGCUAGUGGAGGAGUUGGCCACCAGAAGCACCAGCAUCAGCACCUUCAUGAUCUCCUGUCAGCGGCGCCGAGGACACCAUUAACGCCCUCUACUGUUCCGCAACCGUUGAGCAGUGGUGGCAGUCAGUAUUUGCUGAAUCAGUUGAACUGCCCACAAGCGCCACCUGGUGCCUCCAUGCAGCAGCUAAUGCACCGAGCGGGGAUGUCACCAAUUUCACCGGGACCCGGAAUGGGUCCGUAUGCCGCCAGAAGUAGUCCAAUGUCGAGGGCAACCCCCACGCAUCCGCCACCGCCAUAUCCGUAUGACUUGGCUGUGGCCAGUCCAGCUACCUCCACAUCAUCGUACUUGAACCGGCCGCUUCACUCGCAAGAGCAUCCGCACAUGCAUGGCUUGGGCGGCGGAGCAACGGGAGUUGUGGGUCACGGAACAGGAGGUGGCGGGCACAUGGGUAUGGUAGCGUACACUGGCGAUGCGGGCAUUGUCAGUGGUGGAACAGCGAUGGCAGCCGGAUCCUCGUCCUUGCUUCAGGAAUUACCAGAAGUAAAUUCUGUCCUAGUUAACAUCCUGCUGUACGAUACCGCCUUGAAUGUCUUCCGGGAUCACAACUUUGAUAGUAGCAGUGUGUGUGUGUGCAAUGCGGAUACGCAAAAGAUUGGCAAUAUUCGCGGAGCGGAUUCCGGAGUAUAUGUACCCCUGCCCGGGGUUAGCUUCAAUCCUUUCCCUUCCGGAGCUGGAGGCGCUUUGGCUGGACAGCGAAUGCUCAAUGGACCCAGUUCCGCCGGUUUUGGCGGCAUGCGGAUGAUCAGUGCCUUUGGGGGUUCGCCAGCCUCAGCCUCGAUGCCCGGAGCUGGCUCCGGACAUGGCCAUGGUCCAAAUGGUGGCUCCAACUCGUCGUCUUGCACGCCGCCCAGCAGUAAUCCCCAUAUCACCGGGUAUGUGGACGAUGAUCCCGUGGAGUGUACGUGUGGUUUCAGUGCAGUGGUUAAUCGAAGACUCUCUCAUCGCGCUGGACUCUUUUACGAAGAUGAGGUGGAGAUCACGGGCAUCGCGGAUGAUCCGGGCAGGAAUAAGCAGCCCACGUUGCUCAGUAUCAUCCAGAGUCUUAGCAGGAAAAACCAAAACAAGCAGGGACCUGGAGAAACAAGCUCUGCAUUGGAUAAAAUUGGAGCGGGAGGAUUGCCUAAUGGACAACUGGAGCAAUUGGGUCAUGCUGUAUUUGACCUGCUAUUGGAUCAGUGCUCUAUCAUCCAAACAUCUAGCAGUUCGGUGCACAGAGCACUUCAGUCUCAUCGGAGGCGAAUGUCCCGCCAACGAAGGAUCUUCGGUAACAAUGGAGCUCCCACUGCCUCAUUGGCAUCAAUUGCAAAUGUUCUAGAGUUUAUGGAUGCACACGACGUUAUAAGUUUGGCCCUGGAGCAGUCGAGAUUGGCAUUCGAAAACCAGCGGAUGGACAACAUGAUGGACUUCCAUGGGAAUGGUAGCAGUAGCUCGCAUCAGCAGCAGCAACUGACAGCUUUCCAUGCGCCACCACCUGCUUUGCGUCACAAGCUAGCAGGUAUUGGUGCUGGGCGGUUGACGGUUCACAAGUGGCCAUAUCUUCCCGUCGGUUUCACCCGUAGCAAUAAGGAGAUUGUACGCACCAUGAAUGCUAUACAGCCGAUGCUGCAGAAUGCAUUCCAUUGCAAAUCCAGGGGCGGCUCAGGUUCCAAGGAUGCCAGUUCGUACAAUACGGUGAGUGGACCGCUAACCUGGCGCCAAUUCCAUCGACUGGCAGGCCGUGCAUCCGGACAAUGUGAGCCGCAACCGAUACCAUCCGUGGUGGUGGGCUACGAGAAGGAUUGGAUCUCGGUGGCACCGCACUCCAUCCACUAUUGGGAUAAGUUUCUCCUGGAACCGUACUCCUAUGCCAGGGAUGUUGUAUACGUGGUAGUGUGUCCGGACAACGAGCAUGUGGUAAAUUGUACUCGCAGCUAUUUCCGGGAACUAAGCAGCACCUACGAGAUGUGCAAGCUGGGCAAACACACACCCAUCCGAGGAUGGGAUGGUUUCCUUCAAGUAGGCGCUGCUCGCAACAACGUGCCUGCGGAUCGGGAAACAACUCCCUUGGAUGAUUGGCUGCGUACCCUGGAACAUGCUGCUCUGGCGGAGCAAAUCCGUCGGUAUGCAGUUGCCUUUAUUCACCAGUUGGCUCCAUACCUAAGUCGAGUGCCAAAUGAUAAAACGCUGUUGAAUCCACCAGAUGGCAGUGGCAACUCACACUCUAAAGGAGGAAGCUCUUGCUCCUCGAAUAGCUCUUCAGUCAGCGGAUUGCCAGGCGGGGACUUACCCACGGAUAAUAUAAAGCUGGAGCCAGGUACAGAACCACAAGUCCAACCGAUGGAGACUAACGAAAUAAAACAGGAACCCGGAGUGGGAAAAGGAGGCACUGCAGCAGGUGAAACCAAACCAACUCUGAUCCUCGGAGAUCCGUUGGGAAUGGGCGAGACUUUGGAGGACAUCAACCCGUCAGCCAUUGUCCUUUAUGUGGUCAAUCCGUUCACUUUCGCCUCGGAUAGCUGCGAGCUGGAGCGUCUAGCUCUGAUUGCUCUACUUCGUUGCUAUGCGGAACUGCUGAAAGCAGUCCCAGAUUCAGUGCGAUCCCAGAUGAACAUACAGAUUAUAUCGCUAGAAUCGGUAAUGGAACUGGGUCCGUGCGGCAAUCGAAAGCGUUUCUCGGACGAGAUUAGGUGCCUGGCUCUAAACAUAUUUUCGCAGUGCCGGCGACAUCUGGUGCAUGCCCAAUCCGUUAAAAGUCUUACUGGCUUUGGUACGGCGGCUAAUAUGGAGGCGUUUCUCAAGACAAAGGAUGAACCCAAUCGCCGGGCCUACAAGAUGUACACGGCUCCCUUUGUUCUGGCACCAAUGCACGAGAGGAAUGACAAAACGGACUUCUCCAGAUCAGCGGGAAGUAUGCAUGGCCAGAAUGAACAUCGUUAUUCGGUUAUGUAUUGCAAUUACUGCCUAAGUGAGGAUCAGGCUUGGCUUUUGGCCACCGCCACUGAUGAAAGGGGCGAGAUGCUGGAGAAGAUCUGCAUUAAUAUUGAUGUGCCAAAUCGUGCUCGGAGGAGAAAAGCCCCUGCUCGCUAUGUGGCCCUAAAGAAACUGAUGGACUUCAUCAUGGGAAUCAUCUCGCAGACAUCGCAAAUGUGGCGUUUGGUUAUCGGACGCAUUGGAAGGAUCGGACACAGUGAACUGAAGUCGUGGAGUUUUUUGCUCAGCAAGCAACAGCUGCAAAAGGCAUCCAAGCAAUUUAAGGAUAUGUGUAAGCAAUGUACAUUGAUGUAUCCACCCACGAUCCUGAGUGCUUGCCUUGUGACCUUGGAGCCGGAUGCCAAGCUGCGCGUGAUGCCCGACCAGUUUACGCCAGAUGAGCGCUUCUCACAGAUUUCCAUGCAGAACCCGUUGGCCACUCCACAGGACGUGACCUGCACCCACAUCCUGGUCUUUCCCACUAGCGCCGUCUGUGCGCCUUUUACGCGCCAGUUCCAAAACGAGCCGCAAGUAGAUGACGACUUUCUAACAUUCGAGGAAGAGGGCAACGAGGACUUCAGCGAUGCGGACAUUGGAGAUCUCUUCUGGGACACUCAUAUGGACAGAGUAUCCAAUCAUGGUAGUCCCGGUCGCAUGGAUGACAAUCGGAGUUGGCAGAGCGCUGGCGGUAAUAAUUUCAAGUGCACGCCGCCCCAGGAAGUAGAGGAGGUUGGUUCACUCAACCAGCAGCCCAUAUCAGUGGGUUACAUGGUGUCCACGGCGCCAACCGGUCGCAUGCCUGCUUGGUUCUGGUCCGCCUGUCCGCAUCUAGAAGACGUUUGUCCGGUGUUUCUGAAGACAGCCCUCCAUCUCCAUGUGCCCAGCAUACAGUCUGCCGACGAUAUUCUCAACUCGACCAAUGCCCAUCAGUCAGGCAACGAUCAUCCGCUUGACUCCAAUCUCACAGCGGAUGUGCUGCGCUUCGUCCUCGAGGGAUACAAUGCCCUUUCCUGGCUGGCGCUCGACUCCAACACACACGAUCGUCUCUCCUGUCUGCCCAUCAAUGUCCAGACGCUAAUGGAUCUGUACUAUCUGACGGCUGCAAUAGCCUAAGGUCCGGGAUCUCAGAUCCUUUGGAUCAUCUAAAAAACUAAAUCAAUCAAACGCAGUCGCAUGCUUCCGUUUGCAGAACUUCCACUAGCUAACUAGCUAUAUCACAUCUUCAAAGAACAACAGAAUACAGAACCGAAAGGAUCUGAAGCUGAAUCAACACCAAGUAACCCUGAAUAGAAGUUAACAGAAUCGAAAAACAACAACAGAACAACCAGAGCAAUAGCAGCAGCAGUUAACGCAACGCACAGAUUACUUAGCAUAAUCAACAGGAAAACUAAACAUAAACCGAUGAACCGAUGAAAGCGGCGGAUAAAACAUUAUCGUCUACCGAUAAGUCUUGAACAGCAACAGCAUUACUAUUUAUUAGUCGUCGAGAAUUUGUAAAAGUGUCAAGUGCAAGAAUUGUUUGUUUAAUUUUAUUUUUAUAUAUAUACAUAGGCUGGCGUUCGAUUAGUGUUUAAUAUUUAUAAAUAUACAAAGGGGAGCGAAUGAGAUAGCAAAAAGCAAACAACAACAAACAACCACACACAUAUAAGCAUAUAGUUCAUAUAUAUACAAUAGCGGAGUGGAGUUAACGCGAGAAACAUAUUAGCAUAAGUAAAAAAGUUUGUACAUAUUUACAACCAAUUCGCCGAAAGCAGCAAACCAGCAGCAACAACAAAGCAAAACAAAAGUGUAAUUAUACAAUUAGAAAUUAGUUUACAACAAAUUGGAGGAGCAGAAGAGGAGACCCUAUUUAAAUCUAAUAAAUUAAAUCAAUAAAUUGUGUAAAUUUUUGUGCAAAGCGAGAAUUAGUUUAAAUUUAAAUUAUACAAGAAGAAAGUGUAAAACAACACCGAACACACGCAUUAAACGGCCCACACGACGGAAACAACAAAACAUAUAAUUAACUGAAACGGUAUACUGUAAAUUGCAUAUAUAAAAACUAUAUAUAUCUGGACGCCUAGCGCAGAUGAUGAUGAAGGACGUAGAGGAAGGAGUAGGAGUAAGUAGAGGACGCGGAUAGGAGUAGAGUUAGCAUGAGCGGUUAGGAAGAGUUUUUAAUUUCGUGUGUUUUUUGUUGUCUUUUGUAUUUGUAUAAUCCUAGGGAAACAUUUGUACUUCACACAGAUACUGAACCCGACCCGACCCGACCCAACCCAACCCACAAACAACAAACACACACACACACACCACUCACAUAGCCAAUUUUCUAAUAAUGGAAUACUUAAACGAAAAUGUGUACAAAUUAAUAAUAACGAUUGUAAAGAACGGGAAAGCUUUCUACACUCACCAACAACACAACAACCACAAUUGAGUUUGCACGUUAAAUCGAUUUUCGCUAGGCUUAAGUUUAAAACAAAAUCAAUUAAGUAAAGAAAGAAAACCAAUAUUAAACAAUGAAAUUAUUUUUACCUGUGUAUUUUAAUUAGCGUAAAUUGUGUAAACCACAAAACCUACGAUUACAAAGACGUUUUCUAGUAAUUACCAACACCAACAUAGAAACACACAACACCCCACACGCGUAUCUUUUAAGUAGUUUCGAUUUCAUUUAGUAUUCUUUUUAUUUGUGUAAUAAACCGAACUUGUUUGCAAACCUGUUUGUUCAUCAUUAUUUCAUUUGAUUCCGCAUUCCGUAUUCCGUAUCUGUAUCCAUAUCCUAUCGCUCAGAGCCCCAACUAGCCCAGAUCCCACGUAGAACACCCAUAUCUAUAUAUCACGCAAGUGCACGCUGUAAAUAAGGAACCGCUUACAAUCAUUUUCUAGAGAUCGAUAUUAUCGUGCUUGCCGAGUUUUUCCUAGCUAAGGGUUUCAGUUGCCACACACACUCUAUCACUCAUUUCCCGGGAAACCGAAGUGCCCGGGCGCCAAUAAAAGCAAAUAAUUAUAGCAAUAAUUAAGUGUAAAGCACAACAAAUGUUUAACGAUUCAUGAAAACGGAAAAAUUAAAUAUGAAAACCAACUCAAAACAUUUACUGCAACAAUUGACAACAAGCGUUCAUAGCAAAACCAAACGAAAAAAAAUAUAGAAAACAAAAGGAAAAAAUUAUAUAUGGAUAUGGAUUUAAAACCAAAAUGGGAACAGUUUUUUAAUAAGCAAAACUCAGUUUACGAGUUGAACAUUUUCUAAAUACGGAUUAGAUUAAACUAAGGACAACCACAAUUCACUUGGAGAUUAAGAUGAGGAAAUGCGAGCGACUACAAGUUAUACACGUUCAUUGUAAAGUUAAUUUAGGGCAAGUUCCAGGCUUGAGAACUAAUUAAAAAUUAAACAACACAAAACAGAAAAACCACAAAGCAAAGGAAAAUUACAAACAAAAAAGUGCAUUAAGCGUUGUCGAGGAAAACAUUUACUAGCCUAGCCUAGUAUGCAAUUAUUAAGUUAAAUUAGUUUCGAGGACAUUCGAUCGAUAAGUCCCGAAAACAAAAUCCUCCAGUAUCGAAGGACGUGGAGCAAUUUGAAGUGAAAACAGACAUUUGUUUAUAAAACAAAAGAGCGCAUGUUAUAGACACCAUACACACACUAUAUAUACACAAAUAUAUAUCGAGAUUGGUACGAGAACGUGAAUGUCAAAAUCUAGCUACAGAAUUGCAUAUUAUAUAAUAUAUACAAUUAAAUUAAAGGGCAAAAACAAAAUGUUGUUGUAGUCAAAUUACAAUUAAGUUUUGUUUUGCUACCAAGUCAGAAACAAAACAAGAGCAAAAUUGAUGAGCAAAUAGCAAAGGUCAAACAAUGGGUCAAAUUUUAAAUGUGCAAAGCAAAACCGACACAAAAAGGAACAACAAAUUUUUUGUAAUUUCUUUACAGAUUAUAGAUUUGUUUGGCAAACAGGUGGUAACAAAUACAAACUAAAAAACAAUUUUUCAAAUAAAACUAACAUCAAAUUCAAAACGUAAAGUUUUUUCUCUU
Messenger RNA from Drosophila melanogaster (fruit fly), 11414 nucleotides. It is a transcript of the gene skd, whose product is annotated as skuld. Gene Ontology annotation, cellular component: nucleus; mediator complex. The record is from RefSeq and is marked reviewed. The transcript has 13 exons. Lineage: Eukaryota; Metazoa; Arthropoda; Insecta; Diptera; Drosophilidae. Gene Ontology annotation, biological process: regulation of transcription by RNA polymerase II. Gene Ontology annotation, molecular function: transcription coregulator activity. The coding region runs from base 668 to 8524 and encodes 2618 amino acids.